CAGCUAAAUAGAAUGUCAAUAUUAGAAUAGGCAUUAAAAAAGGCAGUUGGUUUGGGAUAUUUGAAAUGGGGAUUAAUAUUUGGUGUUGCAAAUGGGAUGGCAGUGUAUUCAUAUUAUAGAGAGAAUCGAAAUAAUAAUGAUUUGGAAGCAUAUUAAUAAUCAGUGUCAAGAUAUGUUUCUUAUUAAUCAGGAAAGAUGGCAGAGAGAAAGAUUCCAAAAUGGUUAAGAAGUCCUUUAUUUUAAUUAUUUGGUUAUGUGUAUAAUGUAAAUUAUGAGGAUAUGGUGGAGCCAUUAGAGAAUUAUGAGAAUUUUUAACAAUUUUUUACAAGAAAGAUAAAGAGUAGAGAAUUUGUUAAAGAGGGGAAUAAAUUGAUAGUACCAGCAGAUUCAAAAGUGCUGUCAUUUUGUGAAGUGAAAGAUGACAGUCCAAUAUUAGUUAAGAAUAUGCAUUAUAAAUUGGGAUAUUUUUUAACAGGAUAAGAGACCUUUGAGAUGAAUGCAAAAGUAUUAGAAGAUGCAAGAAAAAGAGAGAAUACAAAAUUAUAUUCAGUGAUAUUUUAUUUGGCACCAGGAGAUUAUCAUAGAUAUCAUUUACCUUGUGAUUUUGAAUUGAAAAGUAGAAGUCAUAUAGUAGGUCAUUUGGCUCCAGUGAAAAUAAGUUAUAUAGAAAAGAAAGAAAAAGUAUACGAGACAAAUGAAAGAGUAGCAUUAUUUGGAACUUAUUAAUAUGGAUUAAUGAAUAUAGUAUUGGUAGGUGCUACAAAUGUUGGAUCUAUGACUUUAAAUUAUGAUGUAGAAUUUUAGACGAAUAGAAAGGCAGAAGAAUUAUUUGUAUAUAAACAUUAUGAUCCAAAAAUAUUUUUAAGGAAAGGAGAUGAAUUAGGAAUGUUCAAAUUGGGUUCAACAGUAGUGAUGAUGUUUGAAGCAGAGAAUGUCAAAUGGAACAUAGAGGAAGGUUAAAAAUGUAGAUGGGGAGAUGUAUUUGCAGAAGUAAGUUGA
Paramecium sonneborni is the source of this 999-nucleotide messenger RNA. The record is from the annotation of a GenBank genome assembly. Lineage: Eukaryota; Ciliophora; Oligohymenophorea; Peniculida; Parameciidae.